AUGCUCCCGCUACUGUGGUCGAUCCCUCCGAAAUUGUCCAGCGACCACAUCCGCCACCGCUCCCCGCCGCCGCCCUCAUCCGCCUCCUCCAUCUCGAACCGGAACAUGAAGCUCGCGUGCCCAAAUUCGGGGGCGGCUGUGGGCGGCGCAGCCGCCCCCGCCGCCGCCGCCACGUCGAUGGGCUCCCUGUUGAACAGCCAGCUGUGGACGUCCCACGAGACCUGCACCUUCCCGCCGCCGUCCACCGCCACCUUCUCGUUCCCCCUGAACUUCCACCGGAGCCGCUUCACCUGGAUCACCUUCUUCCCAUCGACGGCCACCCACAGCUUUGCCUCCUUCUCUCCAGCGGCGGCGCUGCCACCGAGGUCGAUCAGAAUCUCCCUCUCCUUCCCCCCGAAGCUCGCCCUGGUGGCGUAAAUCCUACCGGAACCGGGGAAGACGACGUGCUCCCUCCUGGAGAGGAGCACCGCCCUCCCGGCCCUUCCCCUCCGAGCUUUGCUCCUCUUGUAGGCCUCCGCCUCCAUGUCCCCCGCCGCCAGGAACAUCUCGCCGUUGACCACCACGGCGACAAAGAACCCGCUGGAGGGCUCGGGGCCGCCGCCGGCGGGGAAGCGGGCCCGCGUCAAGUCCCACGAGAACUCGACCCCGUGGCUGUGGAACCCCUUCGAGCCUCGCCGCUUCCAGAGGAGCCACGGCCGGAGACGGAACCGGAAGGAGGCGGCGGCGCCCCCGCCGGCAGCGGCGACGGCGAGGCGGAGCUCGACGCGGAGGGAGAGCCCGAGGACGGUCCGGGACCAGGUGAGCGCCGCCAGCCCCAGCGGCGUCUCGUAG
Messenger RNA from Spirodela intermedia, 831 nucleotides. NCBI's taxonomy places the organism in Eukaryota, Viridiplantae, Streptophyta, Magnoliopsida, Alismatales, Araceae. The record is from the annotation of a GenBank genome assembly.